Lactuca saligna is the source of this 783-nucleotide messenger RNA. The record is from the annotation of a GenBank genome assembly. Lineage: Eukaryota; Viridiplantae; Streptophyta; Magnoliopsida; Asterales; Asteraceae.
AUGCACUUCAAGUAUAUUCAAAGCAUGUUGUUGACAACUUGGCUUAGAGUUGAAACUGUCGCGGUCUUUGUAGGCCCAGUCAGCUACUUACUGCUGUCAAAACUUACAAAGGAAUCCCAGUUUCAUUACAACAAGAAUUACCCCUGCAUGGAAGUGAUUGUUGAGUUAAAAGAAGCAGGUUUCACCAAGGCCUACUCUGAGCUAGAAUCAGCCUUCUCUGGUCAUAAUGUUAUUGUUGCCAACUACUUUGCUGAUAUUCCAGCUGAAGCUUUCAAAACCCUAACUUCAUUACCUGGAGUUUCUGGUUUCACUUUUGAUUUUAUCCGUGGUGAAAAGGCUCUUGACUUGAUCAAGAGCAGCUUCCCAUCAGGGAAAUACCUUUUUGCUGGAGUUGUUGAUGGAAGGAACAUCUGGGCUAAUGAUCUUGUUGGUUCUCUAGCUGGUCACAAAAACGAAGCAUUCUUCUCAGCCAAUGUUGCUGUCCAGGUUUCAAGGAAGUCCUCCCCAAGAGUCACAAACGAAUCCUUGCAGAAGGUUGGCCUCUUUUUGUGUUUGCCCCAAGCCUCAGAUUUGCUUGGACCGGCCAUAGUGUCAGGCUGGAUGCCUAACAGAAAUUACACGAAAAUUAGGUUUGGAAUGUUGAUGUCAGAUUUUAUCGUAUCAAGGAUUUAUCAGCCAAACCCAUUUCCUAUUUUUACUUUGACCGAUACUCUCGCCCAGCUGAGAAAAGAGGUGGUGCAUGGAUGGAUGAAGUUGUUGCAAGAAGUCGUAUACAUCAGAUGA